Staurois parvus is the source of this 468-nucleotide messenger RNA. NCBI's taxonomy places the organism in Eukaryota, Metazoa, Chordata, Amphibia, Anura, Ranidae. The record is from the annotation of a GenBank genome assembly.
UGGUCAUCUCCUGUACUGUCCGCAGUCUCUGGUCAUCUCCUGUACUGUGUCCGCAGUCUCUGGUCAUCUCCUGUACUGUCCGCAGUCUCUGGUCAUCCCUAUACUGUGUCCGCAGUCUCUGGUCAUCCCUGUACUGUCCGCAGUCUCUGGUCAUCUCCUGUACUGUGUCCGCAGUCUCUGGUCAUCCCUGUACUGUCCGCAGUUUCUGGUCAUCCCUGUACUGUGUCCGCAGUCCCUGGUCAUCCCUGUACUGUCCGCAGUCUCUGGUCAUCCCUGUACUGUGUCCGCAGUCUCUGGUCAUCCCUGUACUGUGUCCGCAGUCUCUGGUCAUCCCUGUACUGUGUCCGCAGUCUCUGGUCAUCCCUGUACUGUGUCCGCAGUCUCUGGUCAUCCCUGUACUGUCCGCAGUCUCUGGUCAUCCCUGUACUGUGUCCGCAGUCUCUGGUCAUCCCUGUACUGUCCGCAGUC